CAACUAUUUGCAUAAUUGGUCCAGAGGCAGCUCUCUAUAAGAAGGGAAGAAGACUUAAUCUACCCAAAAGAACUCAGGAGCACUUCUGGUGGAUGUCAUCUGUGAUUCAACGGAGGAAGGCAACUUUGAAGCUGAAACCUGUAAGUAGCUACAGAAAGAUACUGAGCUGAGCCAAUUCUUUCAACCCCUGAGCCAAGGAUUAAAGCACUUGGAAGGAAGGAACUUGUCUUGCCAUGUCCAUCUCCAUUUGGCGGCGGCAGCUGUUUCUAUUCCUGGCUUUUACUAGUGUGUGUGUCAACUUGGGGCAGCAAUUUCCAGAAGAAGAUGACAAUGAUGAAAAGAGUCUCCUUGAUGACCUCUCCCCAGAGGCAGAAAGCCUCAUUUUAAGUUCCAUUUUCAGAAAGGUAGAAGAUGCAAAAGAGGAUCUGGAGAAAGAGCCGAAUGCUUCUGAGCUGGAUUGGAUCACCAAAAGGCAGCACCCUGGGAAGAGAAUGGUAAUGGAUUUGGAGAAGAGACAGCAUCCUGGCAGAAGAUCCCUCUCGGAUCAAAUCCUCAGCAUUCCAAGCAGCCAGCUAGCUUAUCUGAACGAAUUAUCCAAAAGACAACAUCCGGGCAAGAGGUACUUGCCUUACAACAAGCGACAGCACCCUGGCAAGCGAGGUUGGGACGAUGAGACUGAGAGUGAGGAAAUCUUAGAGAAGCGGCAGCAUCCAGGCAAGAGAUAUCUGGGUUCACAGACCCCAGACAAUAAUAUUCUCUGUGACACCCAGGAGUCCUCUGAAUGCAGCAAAGGUAGCCUGCUGCUAGGGUUGCUAGAAAAGAUAAACAAAGUCCGCGGUGAAGAGAAGAGCCAACACCCUGGGAGAAGUUCUUGGUUGGAUGGUGAAAUAGAAGCAGAGGAGUGAGAAACAUUGUUUGUGUGUCUGUGUCUCUGUGUCUGUGUAAUCAUUGUUUCAUUCUUCUGGAUGAUUUCUGAAUGACUUCCCCACCUCCUCCUGCUUGCUGACUUCUCUGCAGGUAAUUCUUCAUAAGGAAUAUCACAUAGAACGGUGGAGUACUGUAGUCCAUUUUUAGCAGUCUAUGGACAUGUGGAUUUCAUUUUAAAGAAAAGACUGAAGUGUUUCCUUGAGUGACAGAUAGUUGGGCUUGAUCCUUGUUUAAAACGAAGCUGCUCAUAAAAAGCCAUACCAAUGUACCAUUUUUUUUCCAACUGUGCAUGGGCCAAUGAUAAAUACUGUAUAGGGGGAAGGUGGGAAUUUUCAUAAUAGGAGACUAAUUAGAGCUAAUUUUGCUGUUCACUGCUGGUGCACCAGUUCCAAAGAGUCAUGUUUCCUGUUCAAGUCUGAAUAUUCUCCCAUUGCAGGUAUGAAUUAAAUUACAAAUGGAGAACUGUAAUUCAGCAAGAGAUGUGUAGAAGAUCGUGAUUAUUAUAGUUCUCUAAUUUAUAUCUGUAAUGGAAGACUAUUUGGUCUACAUUCUUAACUGUAGAAGAUAAGUGAUUACAACAAAGUUAUCCUGAAGUAGGACCUUCCCAUGUACUUAAUAAAUCAGAAGUGGAUAAAAGAAAGGAAGAGUUCACAAUCAGAUUCUUGUCUUAAAGACAAUAUGAACUAUGUACUGUAGAUCAACUGAUGGAAUAUUGUAGUUAGUAUCCAUUGCAAUAAUCCAUCCAUAUUGCAGAUGGAUGGAUUAGGGAGGGAACCAACACAGUGGCUUUUUAGAUGUUACCUAUUCACCGUGACGAUCAAAAUCAUAUUAUAAGACCUGUUUGGUUGUAUUGCUUAAAUCAGAUCUUCCCAGUUUAGUGUUGUUGAAAUGAGUUGAAUUAUGAUUCUCAUUGUUCGCAAUCUACAUAUCUGUGCUAGCUGGCUCUUUAUAGCCCAACAUAUUUGAAGAUCUUCAGAUUGAGAGGGUUCACAGUAUGAUUCAGGACCACUGAAGUGUGAAUGUCAUAAUCUCAGGAGGAUGAACACUAUGGGUUUUUGUAGUAGCUGUAGUUGGAAACUGACUAUGGCGAUGUUAAGCCUUGUACUAAGUAUGACCUCUGGACUCUUAGAUUUGAGUGAUCACUUUAUAAAUCAAAUUAUUAUUAGUUAAGCAGAAACACAAAAGGAUUUGACGAUACGAAUAAAGAGAAUUAUCAAUAGACAAUAGAAUAACAGCUGCUUAUAUUAUCCAUUUAAUCAUGGAAUGAGAAAUAAACUUGUGUCUAAAAAAAGAAAGAAAUCUAUUCCACAUAUAUCAGUAAUCCAACUGUGGAAGGACAGGGAACCUAUGAUAUUUCACAUUCUCCAGCUAUCAUAAUGUAUAUUAUUUGUUUCCAUAUUGCUAGAAUAUACCUUUCCAUGUAGUAAUGUGGUUUUCAAAUUAUAUUUUCCAGUGAUAGUGUUUUCUACUCUGAUACCUUCUCAGUUGGGGGAGGCUGUGAAUCUACCAAGUAUUAAGUUAUGAUAAUGUAAGAAGUUUCUCUAUGCUCAUUGCUAAGGUGGAACAAACGGAAAUCCAAUCAGAAAAUGUACACUGAGGAAGAUUUUAGUAAUUCAGCUUUUUCUAUUAUUGCAAGAAUCAGCAUGAAAAAUCUUUAGCCAAGAAUUUCUGGUUCCAGCUAGAUUCAAAUAAAGUGGAAGUAAAUCUUCCAACUCAAAAUAAUGAUUGGCAAAAAUAUAAUGAUUGAUAACAGCAACAAUGAAAAUUUAAAAGAGGAACUUGUAGACAUCUUCAUCUUAUUGUGUGGAUUUUAAUUUAAAAAUUGUGGGGAAACUCUGCUUACCAUGCUCAGAAGAAAUGUAUUCACUUUCUGUGAAUUAAAAGUGUUUACUUGCCAUAUAAAAUUAUAGUGUUCCAAUUCAGCUUUCAUUUUGAUUGUACAGAAAGAAAGUAAAUAAACAAUGUGCCAAAUUAGAAUUGACUUCUAGAUUGAAAAGGGGGGAAAUAAACUCUAUAUAACAAGGGGACAAGUUUGAUAUUUUAAACCAAAACUUGUGUAUGACAUGAUUAUACAUUUGUAUACAAUAUUAAUCAAAUGUUCACAUGGAAACUAUUUUUGCUGAAAUAGAUUUCUCUUUGAAAUAUUU
Messenger RNA from Crotalus tigris (Tiger rattlesnake), 3074 nucleotides. It is a transcript of the gene TRH, whose product is annotated as thyrotropin releasing hormone. Gene Ontology annotation, cellular component: extracellular region. NCBI's taxonomy places the organism in Eukaryota, Metazoa, Chordata, Lepidosauria, Squamata, Viperidae. Bases 234 to 905 code for a protein of 223 amino acids. Gene Ontology annotation, biological process: hormone-mediated signaling pathway. The transcript has 3 exons. The record is from RefSeq and is a predicted model, not a curated record. Gene Ontology annotation, molecular function: thyrotropin-releasing hormone activity.